UGAAGAAACCGAAAGGAACAUAGAAAGAAAAGAGCUUUUGUUUUUCCUCCUUUCUCUAGGCCUUUGUAGUACCUCUCUUUUCUCUUCUUCUUCUUCUUCUCUCUUUCAUUCAUCUCUUCUAUCAUAAAAAUAAAACUAUAUACUAUAUACUACUUAAGCUAUUUCUAUAUUAUUUCAUAUACUUAUAUAUAUAUCAAAAUUUCUUUGCUUAAUUUUUUCUAUAUUGAGUUGAGUUACCAUGUUAGCUAAUACCUUAUCUCCAUCUUCACUUCCAUCUUCUGACCCUUUUUCUUGCACUGAAAAUGGCACUUCUUCCACCAAAAAAAGAAAAAGAAGACCGGCCGGAACACCAGAUCCAGAUGCAGAAGUGGUGUCUCUCUCACCAAAAACAUUAUUGGAAUCAGAUCGUUAUGUAUGUGAGAUCUGCAACCAAGGAUUCCAAAGGGACCAGAAUUUACAGAUGCAUAGGAGAAGGCAUAAGGUACCAUGGAAAUUAUUGAAGAGGGAGACACCAGUUGUUAGGAAAAGAGUUUUUGUUUGUCCUGAACCAACUUGUUUGCACCAUGAUCCUUGUCAUGCUUUAGGUGAUCUUGUUGGUAUUAAGAAACAUUUUAGAAGGAAACAUAGUAAUCACAAACAAUGGGUUUGUGAAAGAUGUUCUAAAGGUUAUGCAGUGCAAUCUGAUUAUAAAGCUCAUCUUAAAACUUGUGGUACUAGAGGUCAUUCUUGUGAUUGCGGUCGAGUUUUCUCGAGGGUUGAGAGUUUUAUUGAGCAUCAAGAUGCUUGCAACAUGGGAAGAAUUCUUCAUUCAGAAUCUCAACCACUUCAAACACCAACUGCAUGCUUAUCAAGAACAGCUUCAAGUCCAAGUCCAUCAAGUGAAACAAAUUUCAUAACAUGUCCUUGGCAAACUAGGCUUCAAAUAAUUCCAAAAGAACCAACAAUUUUCAUGAACCCUAUUUCUCCUAUUACUCCAACUACUACUAUUUCUACUACACCUUCUCAAAUAUUUUCAAAAAAUAAUAAAGUUGUACUUCAUCCAAAUUUGGAACUUCAACUCUCAACUACAUCAUCAAAAAGCAUUGAUUUAGGAGCAUCAUCAUCAUCACCAAAGAGACAUGAUCAUAUGCAAAAGGUGAUUAACCAAUCAACUCAAUUGCAUCUUUCAAUUGGGUCAACAAAUAUGAGUCAAAAAAAUAAUAUUGAAUCAAACAAUAUUAUAAGAAACUCAAACUCAUCACCAAAAGAAAGUAGCAAUAGUAGUGAGAAAGUUUCAACAACAACAACAAGCAUGGCUUUGUUAAGGGUUCAAGAACAAGCAAGAGAACAACUAAGGAUAGCUAUUGUUGAAAAAGCUUAUGCUGAAGAAGCUAGAAAACAAGCAAAGAAACAAAUUGAAAUGGCUGAACAAGAGUUCAACAAUGCAAAGAGGAUAAGACAACAAGCACAAGGUGAACUUGAUAAAGCUUAUGGAUUGAAAAACCAUGCAACUAAACAAAUCAAUUCAACUAUGCUUCAAAUAACUUGUCAAGCUUGCAAACAACAAUUUCAACAAGAUGAUAAUAAUAAUAAUAAUAACUCUUUGGUUUUGAGUUAUGUUUCUUCAGCUAUAACAACUGAAGGUGGUGAAGUAGAAAAUGAUGAUGGAAAAGGCAAAACAACUACCUAAAUGUUAGAUAUCAUCAUCAUUGUUAUCUUUUUCUAUGGUGUUUCUCUAUAUUUUUUCAUGUCCACUUUUUUUUUUAUAAGGCUAAUUAAUUAAUAUCUUUGUGAAUUGGUAUACCAAGUGAAGUUAUAAGAGUGAGGUUGAUUAUGUAAGUUGAGAUUAUUAAUUAAUAGUUGGGGAGGGGAAAAAUUAGUGAGUGUAUUAAUUCAUGUAACUUGAAGCAGUUUGUGAGGUGUUAUUUGUUAAUUAAAUUUGAUAUAAAUGCAGACUAUAUCAUCAUAUAAAGGGUUUCACUUGUAUGGUU
Messenger RNA from Cicer arietinum (chickpea), 1970 nucleotides. RefSeq names its product protein indeterminate-domain 14-like. NCBI's taxonomy places the organism in Eukaryota, Viridiplantae, Streptophyta, Magnoliopsida, Fabales, Fabaceae. Gene Ontology annotation, cellular component: nucleus. Gene Ontology annotation, molecular function: DNA-binding transcription factor activity. The record is from RefSeq and is a predicted model, not a curated record.